ACAUUUUUUUUGAACGGACACAGGAAAAAAAAUUCCGAUAUCAUCCUGAAUAGGUUUAAUUUAAAAGUCUUUUGAGUAACUAAAGUUAAGCGACUAAAAUGUCCAGUUCUAAAGAUAGUGACAUCAUUUCGACCCAUCUUUUUCAAGAUGUCCUGCUCGAUGUCCCAGUCACAUUCUACGUGAUAAGAAUGAAGGACUGUCUCUUCCUUUGGAUUGGAGACCAGGGCAAAUUCGAGAGCCUUGCCGUCGCCAUCAAGACCCCUUAUAACAGUUCUCCCUUAUGCACGAGCAUCAUGGGAUACUCGGCGGACGACCACAGCUCAGCAUUGGCCGCAAAGCUGAGCACGAGGAUAGGCAAACAAGUAUUUGCCAGCUAUAAUCUGUCGAACUCGAGUGGCAGCCUAGUUAUUUUAGUCUGCGAAAGGAUUUUUAGGGAGUACCUGGGGCAUCCAGAACAUUUUUGAAUUCCAUUUUUGAAAUGUAUCAAAAAGUUUUGAAAUUAUUACUUCCAUACUCUUGUGAUAUGCAUCUGUUUAUAUCAUAAUCUAAAGGUGUUUUCCAGUUUUUCAAUAAAGUUGUUUUCAGUUUUC
Uloborus diversus is the source of this 590-nucleotide messenger RNA. RefSeq names its product proteasome assembly chaperone 4-like. Gene Ontology annotation, biological process: proteasome assembly. Lineage: Eukaryota; Metazoa; Arthropoda; Arachnida; Araneae; Uloboridae. The transcript is spliced from 2 exons. The coding region runs from base 99 to 464 and encodes 121 amino acids. The record is from RefSeq and is a predicted model, not a curated record.